GGACCGCGCAGUAAUUAUCGGACUGCGUUGAUGAGAAACUUGGAAGGAAGCUGACACACAUGUCUGCCUCGAAGGAUGCUGACACACGUGCCAGCCUCGGUUGGGGAUGUCUGCGGACCCCCGGACAAAACUUUGGGGAAGUCUCCGGUCGUUGUCGUUCGACCUCCGCAAAAUUAGAUGAUAUUCGGCCGGCCGUGUCUUGUUGAACAUUUCUGCUGCCGCAAACAUCCUGCACGAGAUUUACAUCCAACCUCGGCUCCCGAAGCAUUGGAAGGUUAUCAUCAUCACGUCAAAAUGGGCUCACAGACAAAAGGCCGAGUGCUUCUAACUGGUGGCACCGGGUUCAUUGCUUCUCAUGUCUUGGACAAAUUGCUGGACGAGGGCUUUCAGGUCGUCGUCACUGUGAGAUCCGAAGAAAAAGGGCGCCGGUUGGUAGAAUCGAUAGAAGCGGCGUCAGAGGAUAGCGUUUCUUUCGUGGUGGUCGAGGAUAUUGCGGCAGACGGUGCAUUUGAUGCAGCCGUGAGAUCAGACCCGCCCUUUGAUUAUGUCGUUCACACGGCCUCGCCGUACCAUUUCAACGUCCAGGACCCCCUGAAGGAUUUCCUCCAACCCGCCAUCUCGGGCACAGUUGGCCUCCUCAAGGCUGUCAAGGCAUACGCCCCGACCGUCAGGCGACUUGUCAUGACCUCUUCGUCGGCAGCGAUGAUCAAUCCAGGCAAUCAUCCCAAGGUCUACGAUGAAAGUGUCUGGGCACCGUUGACCUGGCUGGAAGCACUGGAUCCCGAAAACACAUACCGAGGCAGCAAAGUAUUCGCCGAGAAGGCCGCCUGGAAGUUCAUCAAAGAAGAAGCCCCAAACUUCGACCUCGCAACCAUCAACAACACCUACACCUUCGGCCCCCUCCCGCGCCACCUCACCAGCCUAGACGCCACCAACACGUCCAACCACCGCAUCCGCGACAUGGUGCAGGGCAAGAUGCGCGCCGCCCUCCCGCCGACCAGCCCCGUCUUCACCUUUGUUGACGUCCGCGAUGUCGCGCUGGCACACGUGCGCGCCCUGACCUUGCCCCAGGCCGGCGGGAAGCGAUUCUACGUCGUCGGGGGUUACUUCUCCAACAAGCGGCUGGCGGAUAUCGUCAGGCGGGUGAGGCCUGAGCUGGCGGGUGUGCUGCCGCCUGAGGAUGCUGUUGAUGACUUACCGGAGGAUGUGUAUCGGUUUGAUAACUUGAGGUCGAGGGAGGUGUUGGGCAUCGAGUAUACGGAUUUGGAGACGAGUGUGGGAGAUACGGUGCAGUCGAUUGUGGACUCUGGGAUGCUGUGAUGGAAUUUCUGUAUUAAUUGCUGGAGAGAUAGGCUGAUUACAUGCUUUGCCACGAGGAACAGCCAGAGGGAAAUCCUCAACGAGGUUGCCUUCUCCGCUGCCGUGUCCCCCUGGCAAUGAUCAAAAAGGCCACCGGACACUCUUCUAUUCCUCGUAUGACAGACGGAACACUAUGUAACCAUGCACCAAC
Phialemonium atrogriseum is the source of this 1510-nucleotide messenger RNA. Its product is annotated as NAD(P)-binding protein. The record is from RefSeq and is a predicted model, not a curated record. Gene Ontology annotation, molecular function: oxidoreductase activity, acting on the CH-OH group of donors, NAD or NADP as acceptor. Bases 178 to 1320 code for a protein of 380 amino acids. Lineage: Eukaryota; Fungi; Ascomycota; Sordariomycetes; Cephalothecales; Cephalothecaceae. The transcript is spliced from 5 exons.